This is a messenger RNA of Diaporthe amygdali, 2460 nucleotides long. RefSeq lists its product as uncharacterized. The transcript is spliced from 9 exons. The coding region runs from base 1 to 2460 and encodes 819 amino acids. Gene Ontology annotation, molecular function: protein binding. Gene Ontology annotation, biological process: Golgi to plasma membrane transport. Gene Ontology annotation, cellular component: exomer complex. Lineage: Eukaryota; Fungi; Ascomycota; Sordariomycetes; Diaporthales; Diaporthaceae. The record is from RefSeq and is a predicted model, not a curated record.
AUGUGGUUUGCGACGACGCCUGGGCGGUGCGCCAAAGACCUGCCUGCCGCGCUGCAGGUGUGUUUGAGCUCUGGGCAUCUGGCCCCAGCUCCCCCCGGCCGCCCUGACAGCUCGGCAUUGGCCACCUGGACAGGGGUCCACCGGCCUGCCCAGCCUGCAUGCUCACCUGGGCUGGAGCUGAACGAGUGGACAAGUAUUGGCCCGGCCCUUCGUUCGCCCGCAGACACAUUCACCCAACGACCGCCCGUGCAGCCCUUGUCUCAGAGGUCGCAUGCCGAGUACGUGUCCAUUGGUUUCGUUCUCUCUGGCGGUGCUCUGCCUUUCCGGCGAUUUGUUGCUUCGAGCCGCUGCGAACUGAAGCUUCACAAGCAGAUCCAUUUGCUCUCAAUCACGGAGGAAGUCCUACAGGAAUCCAUCGAUGCUCGCACUGAGUCCCUCGUCUCCCUCCGCGAACUUGGUCCUCCAGAUCUUGUCCACCUCUUGAAACAGCAGGCUCGCAACUCUGGCAAACAUAUUGGUGUAUACCACCAUGUGACUGGCGUGGAUGCGUCCUCUUCUGCCAGUUUGGCUGCGUACAUAAACACACUUACCUACAAAGAGCAUGGGCAGGCGCAGACUGCCAAGAUCGUCGAGGGUGUAUACUGCUGCUACAAUGCCUUCUCCAGACUAGACAUGCGCGUCCAUGUCACUAUCCCAGGAACGGUCGAAAGCUAUUGUGUUGAUGAAAGGGGCGAGAAGAGGAAGGCAACAGAUGAUCUGUGGCUGGAAACCUACCUGUGCAGCGUGCUGCGCGCCUACUCCUACGCCGACGAUGGUAGUGGUGACACAAUCAGAAAGGUCAUGGGCGUGCGGCGCUUCAACCCAGUAACGAACACGGAGACUGAACAGCGCUUUCUGGCUGCUGCGGAGCAGUUGUUCUUCAGGGGCUGGCAGCUUGGCUCGGACUCUAUCGUUCAGGUACCGAAUAUUGUCUCGAACCACCUCACUACCGGCCUCCUGAAAUACUUCGAAACCACGGGUCGCUACUCAUCCGGCAUCAAUCUUUUCGAGAAGCUCCGAACCCAAAAUGUGGAGGUUGCGUCACUGUUGGCCAAGGUCUUGUUCAUGGGCAAUGAAGAAGUGGAGGGGGUCCGAGCUUUGCACACAGCUCUCAAAGAAAGACCGAUGGACUAUGUAAUGCUCGACACACAAGCCGAUUUCCUGUUGAAGAAAGCGCAAAAUGCUUCAACUCAGGAUCAAAAGGAGGACCGCCUACGAAUGGCGCUGGGAUGCGCUGACAGGAGCACAAUCGCAGCCCCGAGCGAGUUCGGAACGUGGGCAAGGCUCGCCGAGGUAUACGUCGCCAUGGAAGACUGGGAAAACGCGCUCACGAUCCUGAACUCAUGCCCAAUGUUCACAUACCAGGACAAGGACGCACCUCUGAUGCCAGAACCCAAAGACGUCUACCUUCCAACACUGCCUGAAACAAGGCUCGACGAGAUUGAUAGCGAGCCAGAGUCGAGAUACGCAGAGCAAGUGGAGCCUAGCUUGCUCAACCUGCGCGCUGCCUCGUACCGGGGAACAUUCAAAAAAGCCUACGGGAUCCUGACAGAGAUGACAGCCAAGAUCGGAUGGGAUCAGCUACUUAAAAUUCGGAGCAAUGUGUUUGUUAUGGAGGACGAAUACCGAACUGAGAAGCAGGAUGCCGGGCCCCCCGUCCCAGCGAAGCGUGGACCUAGCACCGACGUCCUUCGUGGGACACCGGAGCCUACCACGAAUGGUGAUCAGUCAGAUGAAGAUGCAUCUGAAACAGACUCGAAGCCAACGGAUACUGAUGCGACUGGUCAGUCGUCGGUAUCGAAUGGGGAUGGUGGGGAUGUAGAGAAGCCAACCGUCGCCGCCGAUCCCGGAGAACCCAAAGUUGAGGAGAACGGCACCGCAACUCAACCAGAAGAGAAUCUAUCCCGCUUGAAUAACAAGCGUCUGUGCGAGCGUUGGUUGGACAGCCUGUUCAUGGUUCUCUACGAGGAUCUGCGCGUUUAUACCAUCUGGCGAACGCAGAUGGCUCAAUACCGCGCUCAAUCCAUGCAAUAUAAGAAGUCUGCCGAAGAAUGGGAGAUACUCGGCUCCCUUGCGCAUCGUCUCCAGCACACCGAGGAGGCUGUCGAGGCCUACCGGGCAUGCCUUUCCCAGCGUUUCAGCCCCAAGGCCCUAACUGGAAUUCUGAAGGUGUUUGAGAAACAGAAGAACACGAGGGAAACUGUGGCAGCGACGAUCCGCCUCGUCACUUGGCAAUACCGUUGGUACAGCGAGUUCAGCCCGGAACUGCUACACACAAUCAGGACGCUCAUCGAGGAUGAGGGCGCUGUGAAGGUGAGGAGUAUCAUCCAAGCGACGAGUCUGCCGCAGAACGUGCUAGACUUGACGCAUCACUACGCGGCUCUGUGCGCCACUUUCAGGAGCAGUGGGACAGAUGGUUAA